AUGAUACACGAUAAAUCUUAUAGACAUCAUCAUAAAUCAAAUAAGCAUGUAAGCAAACAUUCAAAUAGCGAAAAUGGAAAAAAAAUAGGAAAUUAUAAUUCUGAAAAAAAAACAAGGGGAAAAUAUGAAAAUAAUAUUAACAUAAAUAAUCAUGAUAAUAAUAAAAAUGAAAAAAAUAGUGGACUUUUGUGGAAUUGUAUGAAAAGUUUAUACUCAUCUGUUUCUUCAGUAGUAAAAAAUAAAAUAUUUACUAAUGACAUUAUAGAAGAAAAUAAUACAAGACAUUAUAGAAAUUUAGUUUCAGAUAAAUUUCGAAUAAUUGAUAAAAAAUCAAAAAAAUAUAAAGAAAAAGAUUUAAAUCGAAAUAAAUAUUCAGGAAGUGUAAUAAGUAACGAUAAAUAUUCUUUAGACACUCACCAUAAAAAUGAAUCAAUUAUUUCAUCUAAAAUUAAAGAAAAUUAUAAAAAAAAAUAUGAUAAAUAUAAUGAAAAAAAUAUAGAUAAAUAUAAAGAUCGUUAUGAAGAAAAUAUUUCUCAAAAAAAAAAAAAAAAAAAAGAUUUUACAUAUGAUUUUUCAGAAAAUGAUAUUAAAAACUUAUUUAUGUCAAGUAAUGAUUUAAUAGAAUAUCCUUAUUAUCAAUCUAUUCAAAAUGAUUUAACAAAAAUUGAUGAAAAUAAUACUUUACCAUUUCGAAAUACUAUAAAUGAUGUAAUACAUAAAGGUUUAGAUGCAGUUGCAAAACAUUCUGAUUCUAAAUCCACAAUUACCAAUAAUAAUAUUUCCAAGGAACAAAAUUUAAGUUCCUAUGCGACUAAAAAUGUAUCUAAAAAUUCGCAAUUACAUAAUCUUGAUUUACAAAAUAAAAAUAUUUUAAAUGAAUUAAUGGAAAACAAACAAAAUGAAAAUCAUAUUUCUAAUAUAAAAGAAGAAAUAUUAGAUAAUUCACCCAUAAAUAAUAAAUUUGAAAAUAAAAAUAUUAAUAAUUUACAUAAUUAUACUAUUAAUCUUAAAACGAAUUUUUCUCAUUUAUUAUUCGAGGAAUUGCAUAGGCAUGAACAAAAUGUAAAAAUUAACAAAAUAGAAAAGGAAAUAGAAAAUAAAACAAAUAUAUCUUUUAAUAAAAUUAAUUAUUCUGAAAAAACAAGCAUGAUUUCAAGUAUACAACAUUCUGAGACAAAUAUUAUGCAUGAAUUUUUGGAAAAUUACGGAAUGAAAAAUAAGGACAUAGAAUAUUCUAAAAUUAACAAUAUUGGGGGAAAGGAUGAUAAAUAUAAAGAAUCUGAAGAAAAUUAUGGCAAAAAAAUUGGAGAAAAAAAUAGCGAAAAAAAUGGAGAAAAUAACGACGAAAAUGACGAUGAAGAUGAACAAAUAAAGAUUACCACAUUUAGUAAAAAAGAAAAAACAAUUAAAGAGGCCAACAAAAUGGAUGACAAAAAAAGUAAUGCUAGUAAUAAAAAUUAUAACCAGCCAAGCUUUUUAGAUUCACUUUUUUAUUCUAAACAAAAUGAAGAUGAAGACAUAAUAAUAUUACCUAAUAUAAAAUCAAACAAUUCUGUAAUUGAUGAAAAAAUAAAUCAUCAAAAAGAGACACAUAUCGAAAGGAUAAUUGAUAAUAAUAGCAAAUUUAAUAAUGAUACAUGGAGUGAAAAAGAUUAUAAUAAAAAUAAAUUUCCUUUACCCAAUAAAAUGAGUAAACCAAAUAACAAUUUUGGAGAACAUCAUAUUAACAAUUAUAUAAAAAAUAACGAAUAUAUAAAAAAAAUGAGAAAUCAAUAUAAAGCAUUAAUAAGAGUAAUAGAUACAUAUAUAGACGAUAAUAUAAAUGGUGAAGGUUUAAACAAUUCAUUUAUUAAUAAAAAUGAUCAAAAUACACUAAAUAAUAAUAAAAUCGAGGAAAAUAUAACAGAUAAUUCCUUUAGUAAAUGUAAUGAAGCCAUAAAAAUUGUUGAUGAUAUUAAUUUAGAAAAUGAAGAUAAAUAUGUAAUAUUAAAAUAUGAUGAAGAUUCACUUAUUGAAGCAUUGGAAAAAUUGCGUAUUGAUAAACAAAAAGAAAUUGAAAAAAAAAAUAAAAAAGAAAAUAAAUAUGAAAAAAUAGAUAAAAAUUUAUUUUUUAAAUGUAAAAAAAAAAAUUAUUAUGAUGAAGCUAUAUCUAUAUUAAAUAAAAAAAGUGAUAAUAAUAUUUUAAUUGAAAAAUUUAAUGUUCCCCUUAUGUAUUCUCAAAUCAAAUGUCUAAUUGAUACAUGUUGGUUAAAUGAUGAAAUUAUUAAUUUUUAUUUUAGUAUGUUACAAGAAUAUAAUGAAACGAGUAUAAAAAAUGGAUUAACACAUUUUCCAAAAAUGUUUACAUUUAGUACAUUUUUUUUUCAGUCAUUAAAUUUCAAUGAUUCAUACAAUUAUAGUAAAGUAUCUAGAUGGACUAAAAGAAAAAAAAUUAAUAUUUUGGAAUAUGAUUUAAUACUUAUACCUUUACAUGUUGGUGGAAAUCAUUGGACAUUAGGUGCUAUUAGUAUAAAGGAUAAACACAUUAAAUUAUAUGAUUCUUUAAAUAUGCCAAAUAAAAAAUUUUUUGAAUAUAUGAGACGUUAUAUUGUUGAUGAAGUUAAAGACAAAACACAAAUAACUAUAGACAUAUCCCCAUGGAAAUAUGAUUCUAACGGAUUACCUGAGGAUGGAAUGCCAUGUCAGGAAAAUGGAUAUGAUUGUGGAGUCUUUACAUGCAUGUUUGCAAAAUGUUUAACUUUUAACAGAGAUUUUGAUUUUAAUCAAAAGGAUAUAAAAGAAAUCCGACUGAAAAUGGUUUAUGAAAUAUCUCAGGGGAAUCUUGUGUUUUAG
Messenger RNA from Plasmodium berghei ANKA, 2832 nucleotides. RefSeq names its product sentrin-specific protease 1, putative. The transcript has 3 exons. The record is from RefSeq and is a predicted model, not a curated record. NCBI's taxonomy places the organism in Eukaryota, Apicomplexa, Aconoidasida, Haemosporida, Plasmodiidae. Gene Ontology annotation, biological process: proteolysis. Gene Ontology annotation, molecular function: cysteine-type peptidase activity. Bases 1 to 2832 code for a protein of 943 amino acids.